This is a messenger RNA of Monosiga brevicollis MX1, 1038 nucleotides long. RefSeq lists its product as uncharacterized. The record is from RefSeq and is a predicted model, not a curated record. The transcript has a single exon. Lineage: Eukaryota; Choanoflagellata; Craspedida; Salpingoecidae. The coding region runs from base 1 to 1038 and encodes 345 amino acids.
AUGAAGGCAUACAGCAGGGCAGUUAGCGUACGCUGCGUGUGGUUGUUCCUGGUCACAUGGGUUGGGGUUGCUGUUUCCCUUCAUGCUCAAGCUGUGCCGGAACGCCUUGCCACGACGCUCGCCCACCUCCCUGCGACAGCGACCCUGGCAUUCAGCCGCGAACAGCUCUACACCAGCCAGAAUGCCGCCAACCACUCCCACCCGGCACCACACAACUGGCUCUAUCGCUACGUUGAUCGGAUUGUGGUGGCGACGCUGUCAGAGCGGCGCGAGCAUGUACAGGCGUUUCUCGAUCACUUGAACGUGGACGCGCUGCUGUUCGACGUUCACACGGGAACAGAGGCCCUUGCAAGUGCCAAGCUCCAUCCAGUCGAGCAAGAGUACAUACAACGACUGGACGUUGCUAGCAACGGGACAAACAAGCUGGCAUUAUUACAUACGAAGCGCGACGUGUUCAAGUGCGCGCUCAAGGCGGGGGCAACGCGAUUGCUGUUCUUUGAAGAUGACUUGAACUUUUUGCAGCUGAAUGUGGAGCGGAUACAGCGGCAGAUCGCGGAGAUGUGGGGGAGCCUACCGCGGACAUGGAAUAUCUUGAACCUGGGUCGGUGCCUGGCAUUUUGUGAUCUCCAGGUCAACUACCCCAACGGGCUAGUCCACGACCUGUUUAGCCUGUGCCACCACAGCAUCGUCUUUGACGACGUGGCCAUGAAAGUUCUUGUCGAAACGUUUGAAAGGCACCUACCGGCCAUGGGCUCCGAUCUCAUGGUCGCCUUCUACACGUUCCGUGGAUACCUGGUGGGGAUGAGCAGCGCCGUCCCCGUUUUCUUUCAGGACCGGGGUGUGAUUAGCAGCGCACUGCACAGCAAAAACGACCCGCUGGUGAAGCAAGCACCGCUGACAUGCAUGACCCCCGACAUGGAGGCGCGAGGGCGCACUGGUUCAUUCAAGGAUGUUGAUGUGACCAUUUACGACAUGCCCAAGCAGCCACAGGCCCCCAUUGAUGUGGCGACGGCGAUGGCCGGUCGCACCAUAAUCUAG